AUGGCGUCGGUUGCCAGCCAGCUCCCGGUGCUGUCGCUGCCGCGAGAAGACGCCGACGAAAACUCACACCGCGCGUUCGCCGCGGAGCUGUGUCGAACGUGUCACGACGUUGGAUUCUUUUAUUUAUCGAAUCACGGCGUCGAGCAGGCGUGCGACAACGUUCUCGACGCGUCGAGGGCGUUCUUCGCGUUGCCACUGGCUGAGAAGAAAGAGAUAGACUACACGCGAAGUCGAGCGUUUCGAGGAUACAUGUACGACGGCGCCGAAAACACCGCUGGAAAGCCAGAUCGAAGAGAGCAGAUUGAAUUCGGUGUCGAGUGCGCCGAAACGUGCGCCACCGAAGGGCCAUAUUACGAGCGAUUAAAAGGUCCAAAUCAGUGGCCGGCUCAGGUGCCGCUUCGCGCACCAGUGGAAGAUUUCCAAAACAAAAUGGCGACGUUGAGUCGAAGAAUCAUGACUUAUUUGGCGAUCGGACUAGACCUCGACGGCGGUUAUUUCGAUUCCAUGUUCGGCGACGAACCGAACGUGCAGAUGAAAAUUUGCCGGUAUCCGCCGAGCGACGGAUCCGUCGGCGAACACAGCGACACUGGAAUUCUUUCUUUUGUCGUCCAAGACUCGGUCGGUGGUUUGCAAGUGCAGCUUCACGAUAGCGGUGAAUGGAUUGAUGCGCCGCCGAUCGACGGAACGCUCGUCGUCAACUUGGGGGAGAUGAUUCAACUAAUCACCGGCGGCUACUUUCUUGCCACGCCGCAUCGCGUUCAAAACCUGAACGGCAGCCAGGCGCGAUACUCGGUGCCUUACUUUUGGAAUCCGGAGCUAGACUAUCGAGUCGAAUUUAUAGAGUCCUCCAUAUUGGACAGUUUGGUUUGGCAUCGGCCGCGACCGUCGGACGAUUCCUUCAGAGCGACGGGAUCGCACGGCGGCGCGAAUCGACUCAUCUCAGCGUACGGCGAAAACGCGUUCAAAUCGUUCGCACGGUCUCAUCCCGUAGUCAUGCGAAGGCAUCAUUCAGACUUAGUGAUGAACCCCGACGGUAGUAUAACUAGUCCUAGCAGCUCAAUAUUAUAA
Ostreococcus lucimarinus CCE9901 is the source of this 1068-nucleotide messenger RNA. RefSeq lists its product with no specific name. The transcript has a single exon. Lineage: Eukaryota; Viridiplantae; Chlorophyta; Mamiellophyceae; Mamiellales; Bathycoccaceae. The record is from RefSeq and is a predicted model, not a curated record. Gene Ontology annotation, molecular function: dioxygenase activity. Bases 1 to 1068 code for a protein of 355 amino acids.